Photinus pyralis (common eastern firefly) is the source of this 2647-nucleotide messenger RNA. It is a transcript of the gene Pxt, whose product is annotated as chorion peroxidase. Lineage: Eukaryota; Metazoa; Arthropoda; Insecta; Coleoptera; Lampyridae. Gene Ontology annotation, molecular function: heme binding; peroxidase activity. The record is from RefSeq and is a predicted model, not a curated record. Gene Ontology annotation, biological process: response to oxidative stress. The transcript has 14 exons. Bases 115 to 2544 code for a protein of 809 amino acids.
AAUUGACGUAAUUUCCGAGCAUUUGGUACUACGUUGAUAACGUUUAAAAGGUAAUAGUUUAGCAUUGAUAAGUGCCGCUAUUUGUGUCCCAAAAUUUGCCAAGCUCUGUAGAAAAUGGCUUAUUGUACAUAUUUCUUGCUGGCACUCCAAUUUACGUGGAUGGCACGUUCCCUGACCGCACACAUACCUGCGAAGCGAAUGACAAUUAGUCAUAUUGGUCACCAUAGAAGCUUUGAGGUAGUGGACCACCACCAGCACGGUUUUACGCCUGCUCCUCACGUCACUAAAGUCUACAGAGAUAUUUGUUCUCAAGAUGCAGAGUGCGUACUUCCCGUUCAAUGUCCCGCUCACGUCCACGAUGAUGGGGUCUUAAAAUGCAAGACAAUUUUAGGUCGUGUAGGAAUCUGCUGCAAAACUGGCCAAAACCAUACAGCACUUUUCAACGAGAAAGUAAGAGGUCAUCACGUCGUGCACGCAGAUUUGGAAGCAAUGGGGGAUGUGACUCGUCGUAGUCGACUGGAAUUAUCAGAAUUACAUUUACGUGAAAUGAAAAUUCUGACGCACUCCAGAUCGGCUUUAGUUCCACUUGGCACAGCUAGUUACGGACAUUUUCGGAAUUCUCGGUUGCACAGCAUGCACGAUUUAUUAGAGGUCAUGAGCGUUGCAAAUCGCGCAUUAGAAAUUGCAUUAGCCACCCGGGCAUUCAAAGAUAGACAAGGCGUUACAAAUCAACAACUAGAAUACGGAAUGAUUCACCAAGAUUUAAGCCAGACGCCACUCGGUGCCGCUUGCGUACCUCCACCAGUUUGUCCCCCCGUACCACCCCGCUUCAGAAAAAUUGACGGCUCAUGCAAUAAUAUCAACAAUCCGUCUUGGGGUAUGCCGCUUACGCCAUACUCUCGACUUUUACCGCCAGUAUAUCAUGACGGAAUUUGGACCCCAAGGGUUUCUGAAGAUCAAGGUCAACCACUUACCAGCCCUCGACUUAUCAGUACCACCUUAUUUUCCGACGAAGAUAUUCCAAACCCAGAUUAUACACUGAUGCUAAUGCAGUUUGGUCAAUUUAUUUCCCACGAUAUCACCCAAUCGCUUGACACCAGCUUUGCGAAUGGUAGUGCGAUUUCCUGUUGCUCUGAAGAUGGAAGUGCGGAGAUUCCUCAUGAGUUCAGGCAUUUUGCCUGCUUUCCAGUCGUGAUUCCACGCAAAGAUCCAUUUUUUGGCAGGUAUAGCCAGGGCUGCAUGAACUUUGUAAGAUCAGUCUUAGCGCCUCGACAUGAUUGCACUCUUGGUUACGCACAACAGAUGAAUAAAGUCAGUCAUUACAUUGAUGGAUCGGCGAUUUAUGGAUCUAGUCCCGAUCAGACUAGAGCACUGCGAAGUUUUGAAUUUGGUCAGCUGACCGUGUUUGAUGACUUCGGUCGUCAUUUGCUACCGCUCUCUGAAGAUCCCGAUGCGUGUUUAACCACGGAACAAGGAUCGGCUUGUUUCACAUCAGGCGACACGAGGACAAACCAAAUGGUUUCAUUAACGGUUUUGCAUACACUUUUCAUGCGAGAACACAAUCGCAUAGCAAACGAGCUGGCGCAAAUUAACCCACACUGGCAAGACGAGCGUAUAUUCUUAGUAACACGUCAAAUUAUUAUUGCAGAACUGCAAGUAGUCACCUACGGUGAAUACUUGCCAGCUCUAUUAGGUGAAGCUGCAAUGGAAGAAUUCGACUUAUUAUUGGAGAGAGAUGAUUCUUACUCGUACGAUUAUAAUCAGAAAGUGGAUCCUUCUGCAAUUAACGAAUUUGCCUCCGCUGCAUUCCGAUUUGGUCAUUCGAUGGUAGACGGAGUUCUAAAAAUCUAUGGAAAAACAAAACUUGAAGCGGCCAUCGACAUUCCCGAGGUUAUGUUUCACCCCGCAAGGAUGCGCAAACAUGAGUUUUAUGAUCAGAUGUUAACUACGAUGACAACAGAUGCGAUUCAAGACGUGGACAACUCAAUGAGCGAUUCCUUAACAAAGUAUAUGUUUCGAGCGGGAAAUCCAUUUGGAGUUGAUUUAGCAGCGAUAAACAUUCAAAGGGGGAGAGACCACGGAUUAAGACCUUAUAACGACUAUAGGGAAUUGGUAGGACAGCCGCGGAUAAAGUCUUUUGAAGAAUUCGGACCAGAGCUCGGGGAGAGACUAAAGAGCGUGUACGUAUCAGUUGAUGAUAUCGAUCUCUGGGUUGGAGGACUUCUGGAGCCCAAGUAUGGAGAUAGUGUUUUAGGAUUAACGUUUAGAGAUAUAAUAGCGGAGCAGUUUUCCCGGUUGAAACAGGGGGAUAAAUACUUUUUUGAGCAUGAUCCAACCAUUAAUCCGGGAUAUUUUACACCCGAACAACUCGUGGAGAUCAGAAAAGUUACGUUGUCGAGGAUCAUUUGCGAUAACCGAGAUGGUAUUUUACUAGUACGUCAAGCACCAAAUGCAUUUAGAAAGCCAGGAUUGCCAGGGAACGAGUAUGUUGAUUGUACUAGUCCGGCGUUACCUCAUAUGAAUUUGCUUUACUGGCAAGAUUAGGGGAACAUUUUAAUGUGUACUUCUUUGUGAUAUUUUUUUAAAAAUAAUUGUUAAUUAUACGUGUAUGGAAUACUUACAUUAAACUUGCGAGUUAUUAUCUACA